Chrysemys picta bellii (western painted turtle) is the source of this 3174-nucleotide messenger RNA. Its product is annotated as zinc finger protein 436-like. Gene Ontology annotation, molecular function: DNA-binding transcription factor activity, RNA polymerase II-specific; RNA polymerase II cis-regulatory region sequence-specific DNA binding. Gene Ontology annotation, biological process: regulation of transcription by RNA polymerase II. Lineage: Eukaryota; Metazoa; Chordata; Testudines; Emydidae. Gene Ontology annotation, cellular component: nucleus. The record is from RefSeq and is a predicted model, not a curated record.
GGGUCCCAGACCUCCAGGGUUCAGAGGAAAGAGAGAUCCUGAGAGGUACCUGCACAGGUGAUGUGAUGGUGAGUGAGAAUGAGAAGCAGAAGUCUCAUCAAGAAGAUGCUGAGCAAGUGGAAUCACAUGGAGGAUUAUUGCAAAGAUACAAAGGGGAUGUGUCCAGCAGUCAUGAGCAGGGAAAAGUCUGUGAGAUUCAGCACAAACCAAAGAGGGAGCAGGGAAACCAGCCAGAGGAGAAAAUGGGUAAAUUAAUUUAUUUCUGGGGCACUCAGAAGGACCUCAAGGAAACCACGGCCCACCAGAAAACCCUUGGGGGAAAGAGUAAAAAUACACACACUGAAUGUGGGAAAAAGUUUAGUCACUGCUCAGCCAUUUUAAAACAUCAUGGAAUCCACAUGGGGGAGAGACCCUACGAAUGCUGUGAGUGUGGGAAAAGCUUCACUCGGUGUUCGCACCUUAUUACGCAUCAAAAAAGCCACAAAGGUGAGAAACCCUAUCAAUGCUUUGAAUGUGGGAAAACCUUCAUUCAGAGCUCAGACCUUAUUACACAUCAGCGAAUCCACACUGGAGAGAGACCCUAUGAAUGCUGUGAGUGUGGGAAAAACUUCACUUGGCGCUCACAACUUAUUACGCAUCAGAGAAUCCACACAGGUGAGAAACCCUAUGAAUGCUGUGAGUGUGGGAAAACCGUCACUCAGAGCUCAGACUUUACUACGCAUCAAAGACUCCACACAGGGGAGAGACCCUAUGAAUGCAGUGAGUGUGGGAAAAGCUUCACUUGGCGCUCACAAUUUAUUACGCAUCAGAGAAUCCACACAGGUGAGAAACCCUAUGAAUGCUGUGAGUGUGGGAAAACGGUCACUCAGAGCUCAGACCUUACUACACAACAAAGACUCCACACAGGGGAGAGACCCUAUGAAUGCGGUGAGUGCGGGAAAAGCUUCACUCGGAGCUCACACCUUAUUACGCAUCAGAGAAUCCACACAGGAGAGAAACCCUAUGAGUGCUGUGAGUGCGGGAAAACUUUCACUCAGAGCUCAGACCUUACUACACAUCAGAGAAUCCACACGGGGACAAGACCCUAUGUAUGCUGUGAGUGUGGGAAAAGCUUCACUCGGCGCUCACACCUUAUUACGCAUCAGAAAAUCCACAAAGAUGAGCAACCCUAUGAAUGCUUUGUGUGUGGGAAAAGCUUCACUUGGAACUCAGCCCUUAUCUAUCAUCAGAGAAUCUGCAAGGGAGAUAAAUACCAGGAAAAACUGUAGGGCUAUUCAAACAUUUUGUUUUCUUUAAUACUUUUACUAAUUACCAUGUAGUAACUUUUAGUGCUGUUCGAACCAUUUGCAUCUCUGUCAUCCUGCAACUUGUCCAGAUGAGUUGCCAAUUUUUGCCUUUUGCCCCAUUUUGGGGUGGAUCCCGUUGUCCUUUCUGUUAACUCCAUUGUCCCAUGAGUAAUGGGAGUUGUCACCCUGCCUCAGUGGGUCACAUCUGAAAAUACCAUAUUCAGGACAAACUGCUGAGAAGUAGCACAGACACACCCCAAAACUGGUGGUUAUUCUUCUGUAAGAUAUACCAAACUAGAAACAAAAGUAAACUUCUGUCUCACCACACUGGGUAACAAGAAGUCAGAAAUGCAGCCUCCCUAAGUAUUCCAGUUUUGGAUUCAACACUCAGACACUAGACUUAAUGAUGAGUGGUUAUUUAAGACCAAUUUCAUCAACCAAAGGACCAGCCAUGUACCGAAGUCAAUAUAUAACUCAGAUCUUACCCAAUAAUCAUGCUGUUGCCAAUCUUUUAGUAUCUAAAAUCUAAAUGUUAAUUAUAAGAGAAAAGAAAGAGGUAAGAGUUGUUUAAAGGAAUCAAAUACAUACAAUAAUUGCCAAGUUCUUGAAUCCGGCUUGAAGCAGUGAUGGCAUAAACUGCUGGCUUGUUAAGUCUCUGGUUGCUUCCAAAUGAUUGGAAGGUCCUCACUUCCUUGGUUAGACUGUUCCCAUUAGUAUAAGUUCAUAGUCCAGAGGUUAGAGCAGGAAAGAUGCAAAAUGGAGAUGUUACUAGGACAUUUUAUACUGUAUAUGCUCGUUCAUAAGCCAAAUAUUUUUGGUAAAAAAGUGAUGCAUCAAAGAAUGGGGGUCGGCUUAUAAACAGUUCUACACCAAAAUUUGAUUAUUUUAAACUCUAUGGAAUCAUUAAAUUGAAUAUCUAAUACAUUGUCAUUUUGUUUACCUGGAGCAUCUGCAGGCAUGGAGCCCCUCAGCUCCCUGUGGCCACGGUUCACCAUUCCCAGCCAAUGGGAGCUGCAGGAAGUGGCAAUGGUGACUCUGAACCUAGAUGUGACUGAUCCCCAACUCCCAUCUGCAAGGGCCAAAGGAGAAAGCUCUCCCCUCCACCCCAGCCAUCUGACUGCUUCCUUGCAUGUUGGGCUGGGAAGGAGUCACCUCUAGGAGAUGUCACUGGUAAGUGGGGGUAGGGGCAGUUAGUGGGCCCAGGGUGACUCCAUGGAGUGUGCGUCCCAGUCUGUUCACCCGUUUACUGGACUAUGUCAAAGUUUCUACAAAGUAUGCCUUAUAAGGUAUCAUUUAAAAGCUCAUAAUUGGCUGAUCAUUAUUGUCCUGGUAUAAUAUGUAUGACAACAUUGUAUGUAAAGUCAUAGUCUUCUACAAACAGUUCUCCAGGGACAAAAGGCUAGCCAAUGCCCCAGCCAGGUGACAAAAAGAUCAAAUGGACCAUCACCUGAUUAAGUGGCCAUUCAUCAGCAGGAAAGAGGGUGUGAGCAAAAAUCUGCAUCUUGACAAAGAAGCAGCUUGAAGUUCCUUCCCAAACAGACUUUUUGUCUGGAGAUGACUCUUGCACAAGAAAGGGGUCUAUAAAAGAAGAAAGCAAAACGCAGCACAUGGUCUCCCUCCUUUUCUCUCUACCCACAACAUCAUGAACAUCUGAAGAACAAAGGAAGGAGCAAGGACUGAGGGGGAGAGCCUCCCUGAACACUGACUCAACUGGUAAAACUGUGUCAGCGUAUGCCUUGAAGUCACUCAGUUUGUUGAGUUUGGUGUUACCUGUGUUUUACCUUUUAUAGCUUUGUAACCAAUUCGGACUUUUAUGCCUCAUUACUUGUAGUCACUUAAAAAUCUGUCUUUCUGUAGUUAAUACACUUGUUUUAUUGUUUUAUCUAGA